AUGUCUCAGACACUGGCUGUGAAGCCCAGUCAUGCUACAGCUGAAACAGACACUUCUCGCAUCACAGACCAAUCCACAACUCAGGAAAAAAAUCCAGUUCAUUUGCCUCACCAGAGCAGUGAAGAUAUCCCCUCUGCCACUGCCCCGAAUGCCGGACAGCAAUGUUUCAAUUGUGGUACGACACGGACUCCAUUAUGGCGCCGCUCUCCCGAGGGGAAACUCAUAUGCAACGCCUGUGGUUUGUACCUCAGGGCCAACAAUGCACAUCGCCCUGUGAACUUGAAGAAGCCGCCCAACUAUGUUACUAUCUCUUGGGGCGAAGCUAGGGAGUCCAAGGGAUCCUGUCAGGGAGACGGCCGCUGUAAUGGGAUGGGUGGGAAAGAAGCCUGCCUUGGAUGCCCUGCUUUUAAUAACCGCGUGGUUGUUCUGGCAAGCCAUGGCGCCGUCGGUUACUCGAAUCACCCAACUUCUGUCUCACAAAACUCAGGCCAUGAAGGAUCCCCGCACCAAUCCAUGGGGUCACCCACUUCCUCCAGUGACCACGACGAUACGGGAGAUUCUACCUUAGAUGGUGCCGAAGCUCUAGCUAUCGCAUGUACCAAUUGUCACACAACUAUUACGCCGUUAUGGAGGCGUUCCCCUCUGGGCUCCACCAUCUGUAAUGCAUGCGGAUUGUAUUACAAACUUCACAGCCAACACCGUCCUGUAAAAUUGAAGAAAGCAACCAUUAAAAGAAGAAAAAGA
Molecule: messenger RNA, 744 nt
Organism: Babjeviella inositovora NRRL Y-12698
Lineage: Eukaryota; Fungi; Ascomycota; Pichiomycetes; Serinales
Product: GATA-type transcription factor
Exons: 1
Biological process (GO): negative regulation of transcription by RNA polymerase II; positive regulation of transcription by RNA polymerase II
Molecular function (GO): zinc ion binding; DNA-binding transcription factor activity, RNA polymerase II-specific; RNA polymerase II cis-regulatory region sequence-specific DNA binding
Source: RefSeq, a predicted model, not a curated record